Molecule: messenger RNA, 2352 nt
Organism: Zea mays
Lineage: Eukaryota; Viridiplantae; Streptophyta; Magnoliopsida; Poales; Poaceae
Exons: 7
Coding region: 391-2073 (560 amino acids)
Molecular function (GO): protein binding
Source: RefSeq, a predicted model, not a curated record
AAAUCUAUAAGACGCGGUCCCUCUCACCAAGUGCGGAGAGUUCCAAGGAAAGAGGCCAUGGCCAGGAGGUGCUGCGGUCUGUCGACGCCUGUAAACAGCUAGCUAGACCGCGCGCUAUGGCCUUGAGAGCGGUCGUGUGUGCACAGACGGGCAUGAUUUUGUGAGGGGUGUUAUACCAGCGAGCAUAAUAAAGAGGGUCACUGACUGGAAGGAGAUUAGGAGAAGGACUGCAUUGCAGCUCUGGUGAAGUGCGAGCAAGAUCUUGGAGAGGUUGUGGCAUGUGGGACUGAGGGCUGUAAACAAGGUCAUUCCAACUUUCUUGAGGAGGCCUCCCUCCCUGGCAGUGAGAAAUGUUAAAGGACGGUAGCAAGGAGAAAUGUUAAGGCGGAGAUGGGUAAGAAGGGAAAUUGGUUCACUGCGCUCAAGAAGGCCUUCACCUCAAGCCCCAAGGAGAAGCCAACAAAUGUGCAUCAGCUGGUAGCGCAGUACCCGUCUACUCACGCGCACGGCUGGGAGAAGAAGCGAUGGGGAGGCUUCGGGCGGUCGCGGCCGCACGCGGAGCCGGCGUCCCCGGCGGCGGGCGCGCUGAUCAACAUCCCGCUGUACCGCGAGCCGAGCAGCAUCGAGAAGAUCCUCGGCGACGCGGAGAUGGACCAGCAGCGCCAGUACUACGCCGCCACCAGGGCGCAGUACCAGAUCACGCCCGCGAGGCCCACCACCGCCGUCGCCGGUAGUGCUGCUUCUGCUGCUGCCGUGCCGCUGCCGCAGCCGGUGGUGGGAGUGGGAACAGCACGUGAGCGCGAGCGCAGGAGAGAAGACAAGCCGGCCGCCGUGGUGCUCCCGCUGCCGCCGCCGUCCCCUCCCCCGCUGAUCAGGAGGUUCGACCAUGACAGGGAGCAGCAGAAGAAGCUGCAGCUGCAGCCGCAGAGCUGCAGGGCCGAGACGGAGUGGCGGCGGCAGCAGCAGCAGCCGAGGCGGCACCGCGCGGCGAGGCAGAGCGCCGCGCCGCCGGACCGCGCGCGCGCCGCGGCCGUGGCGAUCCAGGCCGCAUUCCGGGGCUACAUGGCGCGGCGGAACUACCGGUCGCUGCGCGGGCUGAUCCGGCUGCAGGGCGUGAUGCGGGGCGCCAGCGUGCGGCGGCAGACGGCGCAGGCGAUGCGGUGCAUGCAGACGCUGGUCCGCGUGCAGGCGCAAGUGCGCGCCAGCCGCGUGGAGGCCAUGGAGCGGCGCAACCGGCAGCACCACGGCGCCAUGCUCAGGGACGGCGGCAGGUGGCGCGCCAGCUCUCAGGACGGCGGAUUUUGGGACGCCAGCCGGCUGACGCGGGAGGAGGCAGACGCGCGGACGAAGCGGAAGGUGGAGGCCGUGAUCAAACGCGAGAGAGCCCUCGCCUACGCCUACUCCCAUCAGCUGCUGAAGGCGACACCGAUGGCGGCCCACGCGAUCCUGGCGGACCUGCAGUCGGGGCGGAGCCCCUGGUGGUGGACGCCCAUCGAGCGCCGCCACGAGCCGGGGGCCUACCGCCCUGCGGAUCCCGCCAUUAGAAAGCCCCUGCCGGCGCUCGCCAUCGCCCACCGCGACAUGACGACGACGCCUGUGGCGAUGACGGCGGCGACGACACCGGCCCGGUCGGUGGUCUCGGCCUACUCUAAGACAAGGGCCACGAGGCCUGUGAUCAGGGUGGGAGCCCCGCCGCCUUCGAACCAUAGCCACGUGGGGAGCAUCCGCGACGACGAGAGCCUGACGAGCUGCCCGGCAUUCGGCGGCGUGCCCAACUACAUGACGCCUACGAUGUCGGCGUCCGCCAAGGCACGGGCACGGGCGCACCUGCAGGAGCAGCAGAAGAACAAGGCGGCCCAGGAGAAGCCCAGGUUCUCGUUCGGGCUGGGCCAGAGCAUCGGGAGCUGGGCCAAGAGCCCGUUCUGGAAGGCCGCUGUGCCGUCGUCGAGGGUGGCCACGCCGGCGGCGUCGAUGGCCGGCGGGCGACACCGAUCGACGCGGUCGAUCAGCGGGCUUAGCACGGACUCCACCGUGUCCAUGCCAGCCAGGCUCGGCACGAGGUCCUUUAAGUAGAUACACAUGUCGGACUCAUCGUUGCUUACAUUGCAUUGCAUUCUUCUUAUAUCUCUUCUCGACGCAUUUGUGCUUGGAAGUGGUACACAUGUGAUUGAUGGUGUGGCUUGUUGUGGGAUACCAUCGUGUUUGCUGAUUUAUUAUUGUGCCUUACUAGCUCCCUGGUUGCUAGCUCCUUUGUUCACAGCCUUCCGUGGGUUUUUGAGAGGGGCCAGAGUUGUAGCAUGUAAAAUCUGUGACUCCAUCGAACAACCGUACAUGCGUUAAGUUCGUGCUUUU